This is a messenger RNA of Tarenaya hassleriana, 1961 nucleotides long. RefSeq names its product glycosyltransferase family 92 protein RCOM_0530710. NCBI's taxonomy places the organism in Eukaryota, Viridiplantae, Streptophyta, Magnoliopsida, Brassicales, Cleomaceae. The coding region runs from base 378 to 1943 and encodes 521 amino acids. The transcript has a single exon. The record is from RefSeq and is a predicted model, not a curated record.
AUCACCUCCCCGGGAAACCGCUUCCGGGUUUCUUCUCCUCCCAUCAUAACGACAGCGCCGGCGGCGGAAAUGGCGGCGCUGAAGACGAAGAUCCGUCGGAAACUCAGAGGCAGCGACGGCGGCGACGGCAUGGGCGUUAUUCCACGGAACAGUUUCUUCGUGUGCUUCGUCUUGUUCAUCUUCUCCUUCGUUCUCUUGUCUGGUUCUUUCGUCUUCAGAGGUGACACCAUAACCAUAUUUUUUUUCCUUAAACCACGACGGUUUUUCGAGGAAAAAGUUCGGAACUUUAGUUGUUAAUUAAUGUUUUUUUUUAAUUUAUCUGUUAAGCAGGGAAGUUCCACCCCGUCGUACGGACGAGAUUGAGUUCGCCGGCGACGAUGGCUCUUUCCGGCAAUGCUAGCUCGUGGUCGACGGCGAUCACAAUCCGUGAAGCGGUUAAAUUUCCCGACCAAACGUUGGUUUUCCUAAAAUACCCUCAGUCUGCUCGGUUAUUUACCAAAGAGGACAUCAUCUGCGUUUUUUCCUCCGCCAACGAUUCCUUCCAGCUGAAGAAGCCUCCCUCCGCCGUGGACAACGACGAUCUCGGUGGCCAGAUCGUCCGGUGCCCAAUCAUGCCACGUGGCACCUCCAUAUCGCUCGUCCUCCUGAGAGACGUUCACCUCCCGCCCGGGCCCACCCACCGGUGGAACUGGCUGGCAUACGACGCCGUGAUCGACUACGACAACUCUACGGUGGUCUUCGCCAAGGGGCUUAAUCUACGGCAAAGUAAAGUUGCUGACAUGUCGAGGUACGAGUGCGUGUACGGCUGGGAUUUCACGAAGCCCAAUUGCUUGCUGAGAUCGGAGGUCAUCUCGGCGGCCCAGGAGAUCGUACGGUGUAGAACGCCCCUCAGCGUAGUGGACGGCCCAAGAUCGGCCCACAGUCAGGUCAAAGUCUCGGUCAGAGUCAAAGGCAGGCGUGGUGGGAUGCUUCCCUCAUCAGCCCACCCGGUUCGGGUCAAGAACCCGACCCGAAAACGACCCUUCGAGAUGUGCGUUUGCACAAUGACGCGAAACUCGGCCGCGUUUUUGAGAGAGUGGGUGAUGUACCAUUCCCGAAUCGGCGUUCAACGAUGGUUCAUCUACGACAACAACAGCGACGACGCCCUACCCGCCGAGAUCGAGAGCCUCGACAAGCUCGGCUACAACAUCUCCAGACAUCUAUGGCCGUGGAUCAAGACCCAGGAAGCUGGAUUCGCCCAUUGCGCGAUCCGGGCACGCAGUGUUUGCGAUUGGGUCGCGUUCAUCGACGUGGACGAAUUCUUCUAUUUACCAUCGAGGUUAACAUUACCGGACAUCAUCAGACGCUACCCGGCCUCCGGCCACAUCGGAGAGCUCCGGACAUCGUGUCACAGCUUCGGACCGUCUGGUCUGAGAGACCGGCCUCGAGACGGAGUCACGGUCGGGUACACAUGUCGGAUGGCGUCGCCGGAGAGGCAUAAGAGCAUAGUGCGACCGGAAACGCUGAACGCGACGCUGAUAAACGUGGUACACCAUUUCCACCUCCGCGAUGGCGUGACGUCUGCCGAGGUGGGCAGGGGUACGAUGGUAAUUAACCACUACAAGUACCAGGUGUGGGAGGUUUUCAAGGAUAAGUUUCGCCAGAGGGUGGCGACUUACGUGACGGAUUGGCGAAAAGGAGAGAAUGUCGGGUCGAAGGAUCGGGCACCCGGGCUGGGGAUCCGACCCGAUGAGCCACCCGAUUGGGCCGAGAGGUUCUGCGAGGUGAGAGAUUCGGGUCUUAGGAAUUGGGUUUUGGAGAAUUUUAGGGAUCACAAAACGCAGCGUUUGAUGUGGGAGAAAGAGGGAGUGAAAGAUGAAGUUAGAGCGGAAACGGGUUUGUGGGCCCCUAAAAGGAUAUCUUCGAUCUUCUUCUUUGUAGAUGGAAAAUUAAAUGCCCAUUAGCUGGAUAUUAGAAUUUAU